AUGUUAGUAUGGAAUUAUCUAUAUUUUAGUACUCUAUAUUUAGUAUAUAUAUAUAGUAGUUGUAAAGUUACAUGUGACAACAAAACGUUUUGUAUUUAUAAUUUUACGUUUCAAUGGUUGCAAAUUAAAAAUUAUAUUUUGUUACAUUUAUAUUAUAAAUUAUCUGGUAAUAAAUUUAAAAAAAAAAUGGAAAGUCAACAAACAACUAAUUCCCGCAGAAAAUUAUUAAAUUAUGUAAUAAGUGGAAUAUUAUCAGAAAAUGAAUUCAUUACUUGUGAAAAACAAGUAAUGGAGACAUUGACUGAAAUGCUACAGUCAUUUCUAGUUCAAAUUGGAGAAUCGUCCAGAAAUUUUUCUGAGCUAGCUGGCAGGACAGAACCCUUGAUAGCAGAUAUAAUUUUAGCGCUCAUAAACAUGGGUUUUAAGUUGGACGGUCUUACUAAGUACGCAAUGAGGCAAAAUCGUACAACAUUGCCACCGCUGCAGCCACAGACUCAGUCUAAGCAGAUGAACAUGCUUCCUGCUGGUGAAAAACAGCCUCAUCCGCCACAUGUACCAAGCUAUCUCCCACAGUUUCCUGAUCCUCAUGCAUAUAUUCGGACUCCUACUCAUAAGCAGCCUGUCACGGAGUAUGAAGCUAUUAGAGAGAAAGCAGCUUCUCAAAAAAGAGAUACUGAACGAGCAUUGACAAGAUUUGUCGCUAAAACCAGCGAAACUCACAUAAUCGCUUGUAAGCCACAGUUUCCACCUUAUCUCUCUGCCUUGAUGCCGCAGGAUCAAGUUUUUGAACCAGAGACAGAGUUCGACUUUGAAAGGACUGCUCCCGUUAAAAAACGUAAAGAGACAAAGACAAAUGAUGAUGAUGAUGACGAUGAUGAUGUAAAAGAAGACAUUGCCGUGAAAUCAGAGCCUACGGAAACGAGUGAAGAAGUGUCGACCCAGCAAGAAAUUGAUAAUCCUUAUUUAAGGCCUGGUAAAAUUCCACAUAAUAAAGUCGCUAUGUUUCAAAGGAUUCAAUUCCCUCAGACCUUAGUCUAU
This is a messenger RNA of Cotesia congregata, 1038 nucleotides long. Lineage: Eukaryota; Metazoa; Arthropoda; Insecta; Hymenoptera; Braconidae. The record is from the annotation of a GenBank genome assembly.